CCGGCGGCAAGCCGUGCGCCGCAACUACAGUUCGCAACAUGAUCGCUCUCGUGACGCAAUCGCCAACGCCUGCUCCGCUAAUUCUAGUGCCGCAGCAGCAGCAGCAGCAGCAACGUGCAGUAGCAUCAACGACAGGCGACGAAGCUCGACGCCGACGCCGCCGCAGGGACGAUGCGUUCCCCGUUGAGGAGUUCGUGGAGGCCGUGCAGCAGCACCGCUUCCUUUAUGACCGCAACGAGCCGGACUUCAAGAACGUCGCCAUGAAAGAGGCCAUGUGGGAAGCCAUCGGUCAGCAGUUCGGACUAUCCGGCAACAAGGCGAUGAGCAAGUGGCGCAACAUGCGUGACAAGUACUUCAAGGUGCGCAAGCAGGAGCUGCUCAAUCGGCGCCUCUGCACGCCACGCUUCCGGAGGCCAGUCAAGAUGUGGCCUUUCUACCACAUGAUGCGCCAGGUGUUUGAAAGGAAGCACACCCCGCCAGAAGACUUGCAAUCGGAAGCAGCUGGAGGCCAUGGUGACAUAGUAGCCGAGCCGGAAUUUGAUUCCACCUGGAUUAUGGACAGCAACGUUGAGGACUCCGAGUUGGCUUCCAUCCCAUCCUUGAACACAGACAACAGGACAUUGGUGUCGGUGAAGCAAGAGCCUCUGGAUGGAAUGGGUGACGAACACGCAGGAGCCAGCCUGGCCUCUGGUGGCGAGGACGAUCCAGACGUGGACACCGAUCAUGAAGACUUGGAGACGCUGGCAUCACUACAGAGCAGCAUAACGAUGGCCAGGGCACUUUUCCACAAGCGGUGCAAGGACUUCAAGGAUGCUGUUGAGUCAUUCGAGCAACAUCCAGCUUCCACUGACCAUCCAAGUGAAGCCAGUAACACCUUUCGGCGUGAUGCACGCACACAGACGGCAGCACCACUGCCUGUGACAGCCGAAGAUGGGCUUGAACACUUUGGCCUCUUUGUGGCCCAGAGACUGCGCAUGGUGGAUACAGCGGUGCAAGCACGUCUCAUGUCAUCCAUUCUAAAGCUAGUUGUCGAAGUGCCAUGUGGCCUUACAGAAUGAUUUCGAAACAAUGCUCCGAGUGUUGCUGUUCCAAAUGC
This is a messenger RNA of Rhipicephalus sanguineus (brown dog tick), 1096 nucleotides long. RefSeq lists its product as uncharacterized. The transcript has 6 exons. Gene Ontology annotation, biological process: regulation of transcription by RNA polymerase II. NCBI's taxonomy places the organism in Eukaryota, Metazoa, Arthropoda, Arachnida, Ixodida, Ixodidae. The coding region runs from base 39 to 1058 and encodes 339 amino acids. Gene Ontology annotation, cellular component: transcription regulator complex; nucleus. The record is from RefSeq and is a predicted model, not a curated record.